AUGACAAGAGUACCGACAAAAUUUACCACAGAACCGAAGAGUUCUGUUAUUGCUUAUAAGAACUGGGACACAAUUCUCAAAUGUGACAUGUUUGGUUACCCUUCACCUGUGAUUACAUGGACAAGAUCACGCAAGGAACUUCCCGUCAACAGACAUGUCAUUUAUGGCGAUACACUUGCGAUUACAAACACGACGGAAGACGAUGGUGGUGCUUACGUUUGCCAAGGAGCUAAUGAACUGGGGAGUGUGAUGGCAGUGAUAUGGAUCUUUGUAAAAGAUGUUGUAAAUCCCUUCAUUGUGUCAAGUCCUUCCUACGAAAUUCAAGUGCAGAAUGUUGGCGAUACUGUCAAGUUAAACUGUUCUGCUCGUGGCUUGCCGUUACCUAAAGUCAAGUGGUUCAAGGAUGGACGACUUGUUAUUUCUAAGGCGAAGCAUGACGUAACGGAUGUAAUUAAGGGUGAAUUUGUGAUUCAUCGCUUCAAGCCGAGUGACGCUGGGAUCUACAAGUGUCUGUUUUAUAAUGAUAAGAAUGGGACAGCCGAAGCCAGCACAUCUUUGAGUAAGUAAACGAUUAACUUUGUUUUGCUUAGCGGUAGAAAUCGAAAACAUUUGUUUGUUUUUAGUUUUUCAGAAAAAUACAGGCAUAUUAAAUGAUAUCAGGCUCUUCUUUACAAGCUGUAGAUGUGCUGUUAAAGAACGAUUUACAAUUAUAAAACUAAUAUACUGUAGAUGACAUUGUUGAAGAGACCUCAGUUACAUCAGUUGGUGGUUUUGUACUUGAAUAUCGGAAGAAACUCGCUCAUAAGCGAUCUACCAAACAAUUGACACCGCUAGUUGUAUAAAAUGUCUCAAUGUUUAACCACUAUAGCUUGAAUGUUGUUUCAAUAAACAAAGUUUGACAUCAGUUCGGCAGUUUAUGCCGACCUAUUGCUUGGGCGAAAUAGGGUUAGUUAAUAUCA
This is a messenger RNA of Orbicella faveolata, 959 nucleotides long. RefSeq lists its product as uncharacterized. NCBI's taxonomy places the organism in Eukaryota, Metazoa, Cnidaria, Anthozoa, Scleractinia, Merulinidae. The record is from RefSeq and is a predicted model, not a curated record.